AUGUUAAAAUUCAAAAUUCCCUCAUACUAUGCUUCCUCCUAUUCGCUAUUCUUCAGACCUUUGAUACGGUAUCAAUCCAACUUAGCUAAAGAUGUUUCCACAGGCAACAGCACUGCUCCUAUAACCACUUCAAACCUCACUAGUAUAGCAUCAGCCCCUAAAUUAUCUAUCAAUUCGUCAGAUGUGUCAGCCCAUGAAGAUUUACCAAUCAAUCUAAAAGCUCUUUAUUUUCCUCCAAUAAAACUGCCCGUCAAAUACGGUCACUUGAAAUUAGAUAUCCAACUUCGCUCGUAUGAAGUCAGUUCCUUGGAAUUCUUUGCAGACUUCAUUCAAAGAGUCGCUUUCUAUUUAGGCAUCCCAAUGACUGGUCCCAAACCUUUACCGAAGAGACACGAAACAUGGACCGUGAUUAGGUCCCCUUUCGUUCAUGCCAAAUCAAAGGAAAAUUUCGAAAGAUUCACAUAUAAGAGGUUAUUGAGAUGUUGGGAUACAAACGAUGCAGUUUUGGAACUUCUGUUGGCUUAUAUCUCUAAAUAUUCAAUCGCUGGCGUCGGUGUAAAAUGUAAUUUAUUCAAAAAAGAACCAAUCACCAUUAAAAAUUGGGAUGAAGAUCAUGUGCUGGAAGAAUUAGAUACUAUUCAAGUCAAUCUUCAGACCAACGCCGAAACUGGCGUCGAAUUACAAGGGAAUCAAUCUAACAGCGUGGUUGAUUCAAAGAUAUUAGAAUUAUUAAAUUCCUCCAAAAUCGAAUAA
Arxiozyma heterogenica is the source of this 753-nucleotide messenger RNA. It is a transcript of the gene RSM10, whose product is annotated as mitochondrial 37S ribosomal protein uS10m RSM10. Gene Ontology annotation, molecular function: structural constituent of ribosome. Bases 1 to 753 code for a protein of 250 amino acids. Gene Ontology annotation, biological process: translation. The transcript has a single exon. Lineage: Eukaryota; Fungi; Ascomycota; Saccharomycetes; Saccharomycetales; Saccharomycetaceae. The record is from RefSeq and is a predicted model, not a curated record. Gene Ontology annotation, cellular component: mitochondrion; ribosome; small ribosomal subunit.